This is a messenger RNA of Penaeus indicus, 1939 nucleotides long. RefSeq names its product inactive dipeptidyl peptidase 10-like. NCBI's taxonomy places the organism in Eukaryota, Metazoa, Arthropoda, Malacostraca, Decapoda, Penaeidae. Gene Ontology annotation, biological process: proteolysis. The annotation marks the transcript as partial. The transcript has 12 exons. Gene Ontology annotation, molecular function: serine-type peptidase activity; dipeptidyl-peptidase activity. The record is from RefSeq and is a predicted model, not a curated record. Gene Ontology annotation, cellular component: plasma membrane.
ACUACGGGAGAGCAGAACCACGUGUACAAUGGGGUCACGGAUUAUCUCUAUCAUGAAUACAUCCUGCACUCGGUGUCUGCCGUGUGGGCCAACGCAGAGGGCACGCGCCUUUGCUACGCCACCUUCAACGACACAGCUGUCCAGGAUGCCAAGAUCCCCAUCUACACCAGCAUCUACACCACCAUCAGAGAAGUGAGGUACCCUAAGGUUGACACGAAGAACCCUGUGGCGACGUUAUGGGCUGUGGAUCUUAGGGAUUCCAGGCCCAAACCACGAGACCUGAAGCCGCCCACGCGAGUCAGAGACCAGGACCACUACUUCACGAGCGUCGGUUGGGUGGACGAGGGAACGAUUGCCGUUACCUGGAGGAACCGAGCGCAGAAUGUGAGCGUCGUGACCAUUUGCAAGGAGCCCAUGUGGUUCUGUGACGAGCUUUUCGUGGAGGAGAGCGGACCUAAGCUCUGGGCAACGGUGGAGGAGGUGCCACUGUUUGCUCAAAACGGAACGGCCUUUGUGAGCGUCCUGCCCCUCGUCGACAGGGAGCUGGGGACGUUCCCGCACAUCCACCAGGGGGACAUUGAGACCAAACACAAAACUCCUCUCACCUUCGGGCCCUACACGGUGUUUUCCGUGCUUGCGUGGGACACCGAAAACCACCAUGUAUAUUACGUGGCCAACACCGAUUCCGAGGCAGCUGAGCGACACCUGUGGCGAGUGACAGACAUGUUGGCACCAGAGCAUCGCCGCCAACAGGAGUGCCUCACGUGUUUCCUCAACUACACCACGCCCCCCUGCAGGCACUUCACGCCUCACAUGGGACCAGACAACUUCAAUGAGGUGGUCUUGCAGUGUGAGGGUCCAGGCAUACCUCAUACGGUGCUUUUCUCGAUACUCGACAGUGAAGUUCUAAUCUACAUUCACAACAACUCGGAUUUGCAACAACUGAGUGAGCAGAUGGCGUGGCCCCAACAACGGAAUUACAACGUGCGACUUGAAGACAAUUUCAUGGUUAAAGUCCGCCUCAGCAUCCCUCCGGAGUUCGCUGACGACGAGGCUUUCAUCCACCCGAUGGUCGUGCGCGUCGGCGGCGUCCCGGGACAGCAGCUGGUUAAUCACAAGUGGAGCGUGGACUGGGGCACCUACCUGGCCUCCAACAAGUCUUGGGUGGUACUCGACAUGGACGUCCGAGGAGGCGCGGGGCAAGACCUGAGUUUCAUGUACAAGCCGGCCUGGAAUCUCGGGGAGGUCGAAGUACACGAUCAUUUAGCAGUCACGAAGUCCCUGGUGUCAGAGCUGGAGUUCAUAGACGCCGCGAGAGUGGUGGCCUUCGGCUGGGGCCACGGAGGGUACAACGCUGCCCGCAUGCUAUCUCAAGACGUCGAGAACCUCUUUACGUGCGCCACCGUCGUCAACCCCAUCACGGACUGGUCACUCUAUGCGUCGUACUACAGCGAGCGAUACAUGGGCUCGAUGCAGGUAGGACCCGGAGGGAACUACAGAGGAUACGAAGAGAGCUCCCUGUUGUUCCACGCCGGAAACUUCAAGAACAAGAGCCUCUUCCUCGUCUACGGCUCGGGGGACACCGACGUCCACAGUGCCCACACGCUCAAGUUCUCCAAGGCGCUUACGGAGAAGGGCAUCAUCUUCAGGCAACAGACCUACACGGACGAGGGCCACGACCUGGAGCGAGUGAGAUUCCACCUGUACAGAAGCGUGGAGCAGUACAUGACCGACUGCUUCCCCCCGUACAACGAGGAGGAGCUGAGCUUACUCUUCGGGAAGGACGCCAUCCUAUAGUCGCCGUCGCGAAGGCCCGCCCCCCCCGCGACCCGCGACCCGCUCUCCCCUCGUCCCCCUGCCCUCGGGCGGUGUUCUUCCCGCGGCCGAGAGGCGUUGCCCUUCGGUACCUGCGCCACAGAGAUCGGCUCCCUAUUGGCGA